AUGAAGCCCUGCUCACAUCAUCUCCUCUCGCUGUCAGGCUGCAGGGGCUCGGAGGCCGAGCACCGGCUCUACCAGGCCCUGUUCGAGAACUACAACCAGUUUGUGCGGCCGGUGAGGAAUGUCUCAGAGCCCGUCAUCAUCCAGUUUGAGGUGUCCAUGUCGCAGCUGGUGAAAGUGGACGAAGUGAACCAGAUCAUGGAAACCAACCUGUGGCUGAAGCACAUCUGGAAUGACUACAAGCUUCGGUGGAACCCGGGCGACUAUGGAGGUGCUGAAUUCAUCCGCGUGCCCUCAGGCCAGAUCUGGAAGCCAGACAUCGUUCUGUAUAACAAUGCUGUUGGCGACUUCCAGGUUGAUGACAAGACAAAGGCUCUAUUGAAAUACACAGGUGACGUGACCUGGAUACCUCCGGCUAUAUUUAAAAGCUCAUGUAAAAUAGAUGUAACCUACUUCCCUUUUGACUAUCAGAACUGCACCAUGAAGUUUGGUUCCUGGUCUUAUGAUAAAGCCAAAAUCGACUUAGUUUUAAUUGGCUCUACGAUGAACCUCAAAGAUUACUGGGAGAGCGGAGAAUGGGCUAUCAUUAAAGCUCCUGGGUAUAAACAUGACAUCAAAUACAACUGUUGUGAGGAGAUAUAUCCAGACAUCACAUACUCACUCUACAUUAGGCGUUUACCUUUAUUUUACACGAUCAACAUGAUUAUUCCAUGUCUGCUGAUUUCUUUUCUGACUGUCUUAGUAUUCUAUUUGCCUUCAGACUGUGGUGAGAAGGUGACACUCUGCAUAUCAGUCCUUUUAUCUUUAACAGUGUUCCUUCUUGUUAUCACAGAAACCAUACCUUCUACUUCUCUGGUAAUUCCCCUUAUUGGGGAAUACCUCCUUUUCACCAUGAUAUUUGUAACUCUGUCUAUUGUCAUUACGGUGUUUGUACUUAACGUGCACUACAGAACACCCAAGACGCACACCAUGCCCGUGUGGGUGAGAACCAUCUUCCUGAACUUACUUCCCAGGAUCAUGUUUAUGACAAGACCUGCCAGCGAGGAAGAGAAUAAUCAGAAGCCAAAGCCGUUUUACACCACUGAGUUUUCAAACUUGAACUGCUUCAACAGUUCGGAAACCAAAUGCAAAGACAGCUUUGUGUGUCAAGACACAGCAUGCAGCUGUUGUCAGUAUCAGCGGAUGAAGUUCUCAGAUUUCAGCGGCAAUCUCACAAGAAGUUCAAGCUCUGAAUCUGUAGAUCCUCUGCUUUCAUUUUCAGUUCUCUCACCAGAAAUGAGAGAUGCUAUUGAAAGUGUUAAAUACAUUGCAGAAAAUAUGAAAAUGCAGAAUGAAGCAAAAGAGAUUCAGGAUGACUGGAAAUAUGUCGCCAUGGUAAUCGAUCGCAUUUUUCUGUGGGUUUUCAUCCUCGUAUGUAUUCUAGGAACCGCAGGAUUGUUUUUACAACCUUUAAUGGUUGGAGAUGAAAUGUGA
This is a messenger RNA of Tinamus guttatus (white-throated tinamou), 1470 nucleotides long. RefSeq names its product cholinergic receptor nicotinic alpha 3 subunit (gene CHRNA3). NCBI's taxonomy places the organism in Eukaryota, Metazoa, Chordata, Aves, Tinamiformes, Tinamidae. Gene Ontology annotation, biological process: monoatomic ion transmembrane transport. The record is from RefSeq and is a predicted model, not a curated record. Gene Ontology annotation, molecular function: acetylcholine-gated monoatomic cation-selective channel activity; transmembrane signaling receptor activity. Gene Ontology annotation, cellular component: postsynaptic membrane.